Messenger RNA from Neoarius graeffei (lesser salmon catfish), 3069 nucleotides. RefSeq names its product zinc finger and BTB domain containing 49 (gene zbtb49). Gene Ontology annotation, biological process: regulation of transcription by RNA polymerase II. The transcript is spliced from 8 exons. Lineage: Eukaryota; Metazoa; Chordata; Actinopteri; Siluriformes; Ariidae. The record is from RefSeq and is a predicted model, not a curated record. Gene Ontology annotation, cellular component: nucleus. Gene Ontology annotation, molecular function: protein binding; DNA-binding transcription factor activity, RNA polymerase II-specific; RNA polymerase II cis-regulatory region sequence-specific DNA binding. The coding region runs from base 509 to 2617 and encodes 702 amino acids.
UCAAAAUAUAUCGAUAAAAGAUUUUGUUUUGAUUUUAUUAGUUCAGAGCACAUAAUGUUUGUUUUAUUCUUGAGAUGACAUUCAAACUUGAUUUUUCAAGAUCCUGUGUUUUACAAGGUGGUCUGGACGCUGAAUUAGCACAAGUCGCUAAACCCGGAAAUUCAACUUCGUCUUGGCUGGUCACAGCAAACCUGUUCAUCCAAGUUUUGUCAUGUGUUCAAUGUUUACUCUUUAUACAGAUUGAAACAAGGAUUUUGAUUUACUACAGAUAUUGCUAUAAAUAAGAUUUACAGAAAUCUAGGCCAUGAUAGAGGAAAUAAUUAAAUUAAUAAUAAUAAUAAUAAUAAUAAUAAUAAUGUAUAAUAUUGCAUGACUGUAUUAUGGCUGAAGGAGCAAUUAGGACUGAAGAGUAAUAUGAUGUGCCCUGGUUGUAAUUGGGGGGUUGAUUUCUGGUUUGUGUGUGUCUCCUGCAGGUUGUGGAUGAGUGUCUGUGUUUGAGUGUGUGUGCAUGAUGGAAGGGCUGUACACACACAGUGUGUAUCUGCUCCAGGAGCUGCAAGAACAGAGGAUUCAGGGGCUGCUGUGUGACUGCACGCUGGUGGUGAAGGGCGUGUGCUUUAAAGCACACAAGAAUGUCCUUGCUGCCUUCAGCCCCUACUUCAGAUCUCUGUUCCAGAACUCUCCAGCAGUGAAAAACGAUGUGUUCCAUCUGUCUAUUCAGGACGUAGGGGGCAUCGGACAGAUUCUGGACUACAUGUACACUUCUCACCUGGAGCUUAACCCGGACAACGCGCACACACUGCUGAACAUCGCACAGAGCCUCCAGGUGUCUAACAUUCUUAACAUGUGCACUGCAUACUUGAAGCCUGUGACUCCACCCCUUUCACUGCCCGAUUGUGUUCUCGGGAGCCCGUUACCCGCAGAGCCUGACUUCCAAAGCCCCGCCCCCAAUGAUAUCACCAAUCCCAGUGCUCAAUCCAAGCGACCCCAACAGACAACCGGGAUGUCAGUGGCCCCACCCACUGGCAACCUGGAAGCAGCCAGUAGUCUUCCAGCUCAUGGAUAUAAACUGAGGAACUUUUACAGCAGGCAGUAUUUUAAAAAAGUAGCAGAGGAGCAGAAUAAUACACGAGCUGCCAAUCAGAGCCUUCCAAAGCCGCCCAUGAAUGCAGACAACCAAUCGCUGCAUUCGGCGGCGUCAGUAACAACUAGUCAGAUACCACCAGACACAGGCAAUCCUGUUGCGUCUCAAUCCACUGUGCCUGUAAUGUCGCAGCCAUUAACAUGCUCUGCAAAUGCUCCCGUGCCCCCUUCUUCCAUGUCAUCAUCGACAUCCUGUGCUCCUGUGAGUGGGGCAAAAAGCACCCCUGCAUCUCGCACCAUGUGCCCUAAAAAGGCUGUGUACCUGAAGAAGUUUAAUUACCACGUCUUGGAUGAGGGGGUGGAACCUGAGGGUUUGAUUGACAGCUGCAGUUCAGAACGAGACCAGCAGGUGGGGAUAGGACGCAGGCAAGAACUCGAAAGCAGAGACACGCCUACUGAGGAGCCGGAACCCAGGAUGCUACCGAACCCCGCCCCACCACAGCAGCCAGAGCAGACAUGCCCUCAAAGUCAGAAGUCAGAAGGGCCAAAAGUUGCAGAGAAGAGUAACAAGUGCUGCUGUGAAGUGUGCGGGAAAACAUUCAAACACCCCAGUAAUCUAGAACUGCACAAACGCGCACACACUGGGGAGAAGCCAUUCCAGUGUAAUGUGUGUGGAAAGAAGUUUUCCCAGGCAGGAAACUUGCAGACUCAUCUCCGCCGCCAUUCAGGAGAGAAACCCUAUAUCUGUGAGCUCUGUGGGAAAAGUUUUGCUGCGUCAGGUGAUGUUCAGCGGCACAUCAUCAUCCACUCUGGAGUCCGACCUCACCUUUGUGACAUCUGUGGACGAGGUUUUGGUAACCUCAGCAAUCUGAAGGAGCACAAGAAGACGCACAGUUCGGAAAAAGAGUUUAUCUGCGAUCAGUGUGGCAAGUCGUUCAACAUGCAGAGAAAACUCAUCAAACACACAAUGAGACACACAGGAGAGAAACCGUACUGCUGCCAGACCUGCGGUAAGUGCUUCGCCGGGUCAGGUGACCUCCAGCGGCACGUGCGUUCACACACAGGUGAGCGUCCGUACGUGUGUGAAACCUGUGGGAAAGGUUUCACACGCACUGCAGUGCUACGCCGUCACCGAAACUCGCACUGCAACACACAAGCACACACCACGACCGACGCAGACACAUGCGCUGCGCCCUCUCACACUGACGCAGACCCUCAUCUGCACACCGUAACCACCACUCAGUCUCCACACUCGCCUCAUUCCCACAGUCAGGGUGAACUCUGUGCUCUUCCUCAUCCUGCCUCUGCCUCUGCCCCGCCUCCUUUGGAAAGUUCCAGGCAAGCUCCGCCUACUCAUGACGCUGCCUCCACUACGUUCUUCUCCUCACACUCUUCUUCUUCUUUCCCAGAUCUGCGCUCUAGUGUUCCACAUCAUUUCAUAUCCAAGCCCCUCCCUUUGAACUCUAAGGCUCCUCCUCAUCCUCUAAGGCCCGCCCUCCACUCUGACUCUUCCUUCAGCUGGGACUCACAGUGAAAAUGCUGCAGGAAAUGCAACGAGUCGAAAAGAAAUCUGUGUGCUUUCCACCAGUUCUUCUUCCGGCUGCUUGUGUUAGGGGUCGCCACAGCGGAUUUAUUCCAGAUAUUUAAUGUGGCGUAGCUUUUACAGCCUUCCUGACACAACCCUCCUCGAUCUAUAUGCACUGAGAGCUGUGGAUUUGACCCAAUCUGCUCGUCUUUGAACUGUGUGGGAAACCAGAGCACCCGGAGGAAACCCACGCAGACACGGGGAGAACAUGCAAACUCCACACAAAAAGGCCCUCAUCAGCCAUGAGAUUCGAACCCAGAACCUUCUUGCUGUGAGGCAACAGUGCUAACCACUGCACCACCAUGCUGGCCCUUUUUUUCCCCACCAGUUAUUAUUCAGGAUGAAUAAAAUAAAAUGUUCAUAAAUUAUGUUUUUCAUACUAGAAUCAUCAUUUUAAAUUG